Nelumbo nucifera (sacred lotus) is the source of this 2319-nucleotide messenger RNA. RefSeq names its product UDP-glucuronate 4-epimerase 3. The record is from RefSeq and is a predicted model, not a curated record. Lineage: Eukaryota; Viridiplantae; Streptophyta; Magnoliopsida; Proteales; Nelumbonaceae.
CAGAACUGAAUAAAAUAAAGCCCAAUCUCAUUUAUUCACUACCCGGAGUACCAUUUGACUGACUCUACUCGGACUCACAUUCCCCUUUUUUUUUUUUUUUACAGUCGUUGCCUGCCAUACCAAUAGCAUCCCCUCAUUUCCUUGCCAUUUCCUCUCUCUCUCUCUCUCUGAAGCACAUUCACGAACACACAACACAGGACAACGCCAUUACUAAUACUAAAUAAACAUCAAGCUCUCUCUCUCUCUCUCUCUCUCGUAUCGCUCCCAUCAGAUCUCUUCCAUCUUUCUUUUAGAAACCCAAAACAGGGGGACAACAACAACCCUUCCAAGUAACCAGAAGAUUCCCCAUUCCCCAAAAAUAAGUAGAGUAGAAGAGAGGAACAAAGCGAACCUUUCUCCCAUUUCUCUGAAAGAAUCCUUCUAUGAACAAAUUCAAGAAGGAGAAGAAGAAGAAGAAUAAGCAAGGAGAAGAGCGGAGGGAAGAGAGAAAAACCCUAUCGCUGGCCAUAACUGCCUAACAUUUCAUUUUUCAUUUUGAGAAAAGAAAUAGAAGAAGGGUAGGGUUACACGCACCUGCGGUCUUUGCUCGGUCAAUGUCGCAGCUGAAACCGAUCUCUCAUCUGGACAACAUUCCGUCGACACCAGGGAAAUUCAAGAUGGACAAAUCGCCUUACAUUCAUAGACUCCGUUGGCAUUCUUCCCUCGCCAAGCUCACCUUCUGGUCAUUUCUCUUCCUCGGUCUCAUCCUUCUCUUCUUUUUCCGCUCUCCUCCCCCUUCUUCACCCUCCGAUUCUUCUCGCCGAUCUCUUAGUAACUCCAACUGGGGCGGCCCCGCUUGGGAGAAGCGCGUCAGAUCCUCUGCCCGUGUCCGCGCGCGAAAUGGUCUCUCUGUACUCGUCACCGGCGCCGCUGGUUUUGUUGGUACUCAUGUAUCUGCCGCAUUGAAGCGACGAGGCGAUGGUGUCCUUGGCGUUGACAAUUUUAACGACUACUACGACCCCUCGCUCAAGCGAGCCCGCCAGGCCCUCCUUGAGCGCACCGGCGUCUUCGUUGUCGAGGGCGACAUCAAUGACUCGGCUCUUCUUCGGAAACUAUUCGAUGUUGUUGCGUUCACUCACGUCAUGCAUCUCGCUGCUCAGGCGGGCGUACGAUAUGCCAUGCAGAACCCUGGCUCUUAUGUUCACAGCAACAUUGCCGGACUUGUAAAUGUCCUCGAGGUCUGCAAAUCGGCUAAUCCACAGCCUGCAGUCGUCUGGGCGUCUUCCAGUUCUGUCUACGGCCUUAAUUCCAAAGUACCCUUCUCGGAAGAAGACCGAACUGACCAGCCUGCCAGCCUUUAUGCCGCCACCAAGAAGGCUGGUGAAGAGAUCGCCCAUACCUACAAUCACAUAUAUGGACUUUCCAUUACUGGGCUGCGUUUUUUCACAGUCUAUGGCCCUUGGGGUCGACCUGAUAUGGCGUAUUUCUUCUUUACCAGAGAUAUACUCAAGGGAAAGCAAAUUCAGAUCUUCGAGGCCCCAAAUCAUGGUACGGUUGCGAGAGAUUUUACUUAUAUUGAUGACAUUGUAAAAGGAUGUUUAGCAGCACUGGAUACUGCAGAAAAGAGCACGGGCCGUGGGGGAAAGAAGAAGGGGCCUGCACAGUUACGGGUAUUCAAUCUAGGGAACACAUCGCCGGUGCCCGUCACCGAGCUUGUGAGCAUUUUAGAGAGGUUGUUGAAGGUAAAGGCCAAUCGAUUGAUGUUGAAGAUGCCAAGGAAUGGAGAUGUGCAAUUUACCCACGCCAAUAUAAGCUUGGCCCAGAGAGAGCUUGGAUACAAGCCCACGACAGAUCUGCAGACAGGGUUGAAGAAGUUUGUCAGGUGGUACCUCAGUUAUUAUUCAAGUUCUGGGAAGAAGAGCGCCAGCUGAUUCCUCUUCAUCACUGCACGGUAGAAUCGUUUGAAUUCUUCUUGAUUUUGAUUCUUACGAUUUUUUCCCCUCUCAUUCUUCGCCCAUUUCUCUCUUUCUCAUAUAUCUUAAGAUUGCCAUAUAAGGAGGAAACCCAUGUCCUUCAAUAGAGAGAGGUUUUCGCGGUAAUGAUGGGAACUGUUUGCAGGGAAUUCCUGAUCUGUAUCAAAAGAAAACCGGAAGCAUCUCAUUUUUUUCGCAUAUUGCUUCUUAUGUUUCUUUCUCCUCUUUUCUAGGAUUGUUGCUAUUCGUAGCUUUGGCAUUGUACAAUCCAGCACUAAAAGAUUCUGGGCAUAUGCUGAUAGAUGGACUACGUUUAUCAUCUAGUCGUUGAUUUCAAUAAAACAGCAUUCGCUACUUCUGUUCUCAA